Messenger RNA from Penicilliopsis zonata CBS 506.65, 1207 nucleotides. RefSeq lists its product as hypothetical. The transcript has a single exon. The coding region runs from base 300 to 875 and encodes 191 amino acids. Lineage: Eukaryota; Fungi; Ascomycota; Eurotiomycetes; Eurotiales; Aspergillaceae. The record is from RefSeq and is a predicted model, not a curated record.
CCAUAAUACAUAAAUUAAAGCCUUGAAAAUAGUGCCUUAUCUAACAAAGAGAACCUUAAUUUCAUAUUAGUGAUAACUCAUAAAAUUUACAUAUUAAAUCCUUCGCGUUCCUGCAGACAGCACGUGGCGACCAGGUUAAGGGUAGAUAGAGCACUCACCACCUGGACUGGGAUGACGCCCAAGUGGACAGAAGGUGGGAAACACCACCCAGUCUGCAAGGAAGGAUGAAACGAGAAGCUUUCAACGCAUCUUCUUUACACCAUCUGUCCUUUGACAGAUUCUAAUUCUCGGUUGUUGCCAUGUCGGAGCCAUCACCACCGUCACCUCCUCCUCCACCUCCAGCUCCAGCUCCCAAGGAUCUUCGAUCGAAGAUCUCGCCGUUUGUGUUGAAGCUGAGAAACGCACCGCCAGAAUUAUAUCACAGGUCAUUGAACACGCCUCCUUUAGUCGACCCUUUUGAUCCACCCGUAGGGCCGUACUUCUUUUAUGGAACGUUGAUGGACCCGAAGCUGCUCGCCGACAUCCUUGAUCUCGCCCACGAACCCAAACUCCGGCCAGCGAAAGUGGUAGGGCAUUCCUGCAAACUCUGGGGCCAGUAUCCUGCCAUGGUGGAUGGCCCGCAAGAGGGAACCGUCGAAGGUGCUGUGUAUAAUGUGCAGACCGUCAAGGCGGGAGAAAAGUUGGCCGCGUACGAGACGAACAAUUACACAUUCAAAGCCUGUCUGAUUGAAUAUACGGAUGGCCAGAAGCCAGCCGAUGAUCUGGGACACGCCUUUCUGUUUGCCGGGAAUCCACACGAUCUCACAGAGGGAACUUUCGAUCUCAAGACUUGGCUGAGGAGGAUGGGAAGGCAGGAUACUAAGGAGAGAACAUGAGUGGCACCUCAAUGGGAUCUUUCCUUGCCAUGGAUUGAAGGAGAGAUUGUCCGUGUCCCUCACCUCCACCUCGUCUUCAGAGAUCGUUUAGCGCCUCGCUGAUUGCCUCCAGAAGCAUGUGCCUAUUCUCAAGUCUUCUUUUGAAAAUAAUUGCCGGUCGGUCGGUAGCUGCAUUCUCUAUGAAAUAACCUAUCCAUCCUGCUAGGCAGGUUACUUCACCUACCCUUAUAACUAGAUCUGUGCCUUAUAAUAAGAUCGAUUAUAUAUGAGUACUCCGUAUAGCAUUAAGUAAGUAUAAAAUAAUUAUCCUUGAAGGAUUGAUCUAAAGUAAG